This is a messenger RNA of Pocillopora damicornis (cauliflower coral), 5497 nucleotides long. RefSeq lists its product as uncharacterized. Lineage: Eukaryota; Metazoa; Cnidaria; Anthozoa; Scleractinia; Pocilloporidae. Gene Ontology annotation, molecular function: phosphatidylcholine lysophospholipase A1 activity. The record is from RefSeq and is a predicted model, not a curated record.
CAUUUCGUAAAUAGUCUCUGUGAUUGUUAUAGCUUGAUUUUCAAAAAAUACAAACAAGCAGAAAAGAAAUCAAAAGAGAUUAGUGUAAUAGAAUCCUUACCAUAAAUUUAUGAAGGAAAACAUUGGGCUUAAAAGACGAAUCUCAGAAACUCCCAAACGACGAUAUGACCUCAUUUUUGACAAUUUUUGUCGCACAUCAUUUCCAUUUUAGUAUAGUAGUUUUUCUCUGAAAAUCCUCUGCCGAAGCUCGUCCUCAUGUGUGGCAGCAAGUUCUUCGUCUUGGUUUUAAAAUACCAGUAAGAUUCUUGGUUGAGAUCCAGAGAAAUCGGCGUCAGCGAGAAGCAAAGGCAAUUUAAUUUGCCUAUUCAAGGAAUAGCGUAAAAUUUGACGGUUUAUGAAGGUCAACAACUUAUCAUCUUAGCAGAACGGGUACGCCCAAAAGGCUUCUCUGAGUACGUUGGCUGGUUUAGAUGAAUUCAAUGUAGCUGUCAAUGGUUGGAGAGCAGGGAAAUCGGACAUCCGGGCCUAGAAACACUGCGUCCCGUUCAGUACCAAACAGUUACUGGUGGAAACGAAUUCACAAUUUGAAUGCGCGGUCAGGAGUGCAAGAAGUCAGUGAUGGCCUUAACUGUGCAGAGAAAUUUAGCUCGUUGGUGUCUUGUCACCGAGGAUAUGGAUCUGUGGCAUUUUAUGCCGUUUUUUCUUUGUUUAUUUUGACAUUCUUGUACGCGAUUUGGAAAAUCGUUAGCGCUCACUCUCGCUCCACACGGAGGCCUGGUUCGAGUAACUCUACAUCAACAACUAAGUUAGGUCCCACGCCGCAUGCCCUCACGGGCUAUCCCGCAGCUCAUCCUUGGAUGACAACAGAAAGCAUAACGGAACAUUUUCAUCAAAAUGUAAAGAAACUUCACCCCUCGCAAAACGAGGCUCCGCAACAGAGGCCUUCGUCUCCAAUUUAUUUUCCUUCACCAAAUAACGAGCAUGAAAAAAUUACAUCUGUUACCAACAAUGACGAUCCUUUAAUUGGAGGGAAUGUUGCGCUCAGGAACCUUUUACCAACUUUGCCUUCUCCAGCGAGGGCGACAAAACGCUUCAAUAACUAUUACCAAGGAGCAUUCAAUAGUAUUCAGCCAGCGUUAAAUUACCCAUCAGAACAAUACCCCGCUGUUUUUAAUCCAAUUCUACCUACAGUUCGUUAUCCGAAAGCUUAUUAUCUUUAUUCUCGGCCUCCAAUACCGGCGGGUGUGAUGGAAAAUCAAAAUUAUCCAAUUGAAACCAAGGUUUCCCGCCCACUUCCAUAUAGCAGCAAUUCCGUCGGAAUUUCAAAUGAUAAGCCAGCCGUGUCGUCAUAUCCUGUGGAACCUAAUGUCUCCUACAUAACCCCCUAUUACUUUCCUUCAAACAAGAAUUCUAUGACCAGAAGUUCCUUCAGCAACGGUUAUUAUGGAGAGAGCCCCUUCAUGAGUAAUUUCGUUGGAGCAGAAACUACUCCAUCCCCUCUCAUUUCCUUCCUUAAAGGAAGUUCUAGCAAAGUCAGUUUAUCACCACGACAAUCAAGUCAUACCGGGGAAGGGAGGAAGAAGCCUCGAAGAAAAAACAGAAGACAUAAGAAAAGGAAACAGAGUCGCCCUUUCAGAAAACACUCGGAAUUCGAAGAAAUUCAGGAUAUUGAAGAGGAAAGCAACAGAGCCUCGAGUAAAGCUUCCUCACCAAGACAUCAUAAAAUUGAAGUUGGGAGGAAAGCGGGAAAGCAAACCAAGGAGCGUUAUGGCACACGAAAAUUGGGUAAGGGUCGUCAUAAUGGUUCGACAAUUAGAGGAGUGCGUCAUAGAUCACAUAUCCUUGCAUCAAGACGAGUGCACACUUCAUCGGAAAUUGAGGUUUAUCACACUUAUCAUGGAUUGGAAAAGAAAGCACAACAUAAGAGACGUCAAGACACAUCAAACAAGUAUAGAAGGACAAAUAUUCCACAUCCACAGAUAACUGUGCAGACCGGUCACUCAAGGCAUUCGCAUUAUCAUUUCAGAAAGAAGGAUCAUGCAAUUCAUCGUCAUUCAAAAGGGUUAGGCGGACACCACGUCACACAUGAGCGGCAUGGGAAAAUUUUGGAUUUCAAGCAAUACCAUCGGUACAGAAAGCAUCAUUCUCUUAGUGACGAAAUUCGAGGUAAAUGGCAUAUUAGUAGGCAUCGCGUUAAAACGUGUAAUGUUAUUGAUACUUUUGCAACUCGCGGAACCGUGAAAAUUACAAGGGCUGUGGGUCACAAAAAGCAGUAUUUGCACACAUUACUCGCAUGUCGACCUGUAAGGUUGAGAGUAAGGCAUAGAAACCAUCAACGGACGUUUCCCGUCAAAUAUGCUCAGCUGUGCAGUAAAAGGUGGUACGUGACUAAAGGUGUUAUCCACAUUCAGAAAACAGUUUCCAAUGAAAUAGAAAUUCCACGAUAUAACGUGCGUAUUUGUGACCCUUCUUAUGCGCAUGCCAUGAACCUUCUGCCUACCAAAGAGAAAGAAACCAAGGUUUGGGGUUUAUCCCAAGAAUUUCUUCGUAAAGUGGAGAAAGAGGAUGAGAGAAAAUUCAAAUUAAACUCUUCAUCUUCGAAGCGUGGUCACAAAAAAAAGAAAAAGAGAGUAAAGUCGUGGCAACACAGCAAAAAGAAAAGCUUCAGAUCAAAUAAGACUCGCAACUCCAUCAAAAAGCCAAGAGAGUACCACAAAGUAGAGACAAAGCGGAAAAUACAUCAUCAUAGAGUGCACAAAAAAAGUCACCACCUGAAACGUAAAUCAGAGAAAAGACACGGUGGAAAGAAGAAGAAACAUAACAAGAAAGUGAAGGGUGGUUUGGAAAUGAAAAAGAACAAGCUUUCAUCCAAGAGAGGCGAAAAACACGUUCAAAAUCCCGAUAAACUAUUCUAUGGAAAGCUUUUACGAGUUCUUAAACUUGCCAGGACGUAUGAGAGGAAAAACAAAACAAAUAGCGAUGAUGUUUUUGAUUCUCUUGAAGCUGUUCUUACGCAAAAUAGAAAUGUAGACAACAACUCCAUCAGAAGUGAUAACUCGACAUCAAAGAUAAAUCAUGCAAAAGAAAAUAAUGUAACCAAACACAAUGAGAGGAAUGGAGACCCAGCAGGACAACCAAAAAAUCGCCAAAAGGAUAGUAAGGUCAACAUUCAAAGGCUGUUGGCCAAAGUACUUCCUGCAGUAGUAGCUAAAAUCCUCAACGCUGAUCAUGACGUCGGGGAAUCAGAGGCCACUGAGGUAAAGACUAAACCAACACAGAGCACAACUACAGAAAAGACGACGACAAAAAAGCCUAUACCAACGAAUAAGAUUACCACCCCAGCAAAGAAUUCAUUAGGGGAAAAAAGCAUGCAAGACAUCGUGAAACGCAUUUUGCCACUCCUGCUUCAGAGGGCUGGCAAAAAAAGAACAAAGCAGGCACAAGGAAUCAAAUCGAAGCAUAAGACAAAAGAGCCAUCAUUUCCACCAAAACGAACAUCUCCUAAACCCAAGAAAAUAAUGGUCAGGACAAGUUUGACGAAUAUUUUAUCAAAGUUAGGCAUAGGCAACUUAGAUUCAAAUAGCCUGAGCAGCACAAUUCUUGCAAAAACAACAAGUUUUAUUCCGAAACCUCCAUUGAAGUCCAAGCCGAAAUCAACUGCUGUUCCGUUGAAGACUACUGUGAUAACGACGAUUCCACCCCAGUCACCAUAUACACCACUAACGCCUACUCUUACAACCCAACUACCUCCAACCCUUGGAGAACCGGACAUUGGCCGAUCAUCAUUUCGUCCAACGAUGGAGCAGUUCUUUCCCCCACAUGAAAAUUCACAGAUUUCCCCAGUAGGACCUCCAUCUGUCUCUCAGUCAGAACCUUCAUCUGUUCAGUCACCAGGGUCUUUACCAGCAUCCUCUCCGAUAUCUUUUUCUCCUCGAAGGUCAGAUCCUUACUCGCGAAACAUUUUAUGUUUUGGAGAUAGUUUGACUAGUGGCUUUUUCAACCAUGGGCGAAAUUUCCACCCCUACAGUCAACGACUCAGUCAACUACUGAAUUCUGAUGGUAGACUGAAGUAUUACGUCAAAACGAGUGGAAAAGUGCGUGAAAUGGCACAUGGCAGCAUGACCAAGCGCUUACCACAAGUAUUGGGAAACAGCUCACGAUUUGAUUGGGUAAUCAUUCUGGGUGGAACUAAUGACGUAGCACAUGUUAAGAAUUUUGGAGACGAUGAUUCAUUUAUGACUCAGCUAAUUAACGUGUGGCAGCCACGAAUUACAAGUGAUAUUGAAAUGCUCCAUGAAACUGCACACCGGUACGGUGCGCGAACCCUCCUUUUAACCAUUCCGGAAACGGCUUACGAAGCUUGGCCUAGUUUUAAGACCUUGUGGGUUAUGCGUAAUAGACUAAACGAAGACUUGCGAAAGUAUGCACUUAGAUCACAAGGAAAUGUAGUGCUGUGUGAUUUGGCUGCUAAGUUUCCGAGACAUUCGCUUGCGCCUCAAACCCAAGCUCUUUUGUGGAAUGAUCAUCUUCAUCCUACCGCUUAUGGCUAUGACAAGAUGGCUGAGAUAGUAUACCAGUGCUUAAAACCGUACCUACGUUGAUAUAUAUCUGACAAGAGGAUGAGAAAUGUUUUUCUAAGGCAAUUUAGGCAACUCGUGGUGUUUGUUAAUAACAUAAACAUAGGGCGAGGAAACAUUUUGCCCUUGGUAGUAUUUCCAGUGUUUUGUAUUUUUACAUUUUUUAACCUCAAAGUACAUAAAACAAUAAUUUCCAUUUUAUUUUUUAAAAUUAUUUUAUUGAUAUAUUCAGUGUUAGCUUGAUAGCUCUCAAUUAUCGAUAAAUUACUCGUACCAUUCCUUUUAUGGCCAUAUUAAGUACUUCAACGGUGAGUAACUUUACGACGUUAAGAAUCAGAUGUGUAAACACUUCAUACGGACAUUUAAUACAAUUAAACCUUUUUUCCUACUAAAAAGUGUGCCAUCUGUCAUUGUCCGUACAUUAUCAAAGUGUAAUCUUAUUUGUCCUCGAACGACAAAUCAAUGAAACCUAAGUAGAUUUAUUUUUUGCGAACAAAGUUCAUUUUUUAGGAUGUUUUUUUCCCACGUUAUGAUUCUGUAGUGAAAUAACAUCAAAUAUCACCUAUCCAUUCUAGAGGCAUAUAAAUUUGCGUAAGAUUUCCUCCACUUUCUUAAAAACUCAGUUUACUGAUAAAAACGAAUCGAUAUGGCCAUGAUGUGGCGAUUCCGUUCAGGGAUUCGUGAAGUAACCCUCCAGAAUGGUCAUAAAUUAACGUACAGUGCGAAGAUAUGAAGCGAAAUCAUGUGUCGAUGAAGAUUUCUUUACCGUUUUUAACAUCACCAGGAUUUUAGCAGCCAUAAUCCUUAAACACGAUUUGUCAGGUACUUUGAACAAUCUAUGUCAGGUUCUCUCUUGUAAUCAAACUCUGUCAUGCGUUACCAAGUACCAGUCCACAAUUUAAAACAGUAUUACACGCAAU